Gastrolobium bilobum is the source of this 618-nucleotide messenger RNA. Its product is annotated as probable WRKY transcription factor 24. Gene Ontology annotation, molecular function: sequence-specific DNA binding; DNA-binding transcription factor activity. Lineage: Eukaryota; Viridiplantae; Streptophyta; Magnoliopsida; Fabales; Fabaceae. Bases 1 to 618 code for a protein of 205 amino acids. Gene Ontology annotation, biological process: regulation of DNA-templated transcription. The record is from RefSeq and is a predicted model, not a curated record. The transcript is spliced from 2 exons.
AUGGAAAGCCAAGACCUACCAAACCCUUCACCACCGUCAUUGUUGUUGCCUCCACAAAACUCUCCUCUCUUCCUCUUCACUCCCUCAUCGAUGAUGCAAAACCCUUUGGACCCUCAAGGCCUUCAUGAUGAUGACAUUGAUUGGGCUAACCUUUUCUCUACCCAAAACAACUUGCUUGGAGAUACCAAAGCAAAGAUGGAUUGCGCUUCUUCUUCUACUUCUUCUUCUUCUUUGUCUUCAUCGUGUUCUUUGAUGGCUGAAAAAGGGGCUCAUGUUGUGGAGGAGAAGGACAAUAAGGAGAAACGAAAAGGAGGUAGAAAGAAGAAGACAACGAGACCAAGGUUUGCGUUUCAGACAAGAAGUGAAGAUGAUAUUCUUGAUGAUGGUUACCGUUGGAGGAAAUAUGGACAGAAAGCUGUGAAGAACAGCAUAUAUCCCAGAAGCUACUACCGCUGCACGCAUCACACAUGCAAUGUAAAGAAACAGGUGCAAAGGUUAUCCAAAGACACAAGCAUCGUGGUGACAACUUACGAGGGAAUUCACAACCACCCAUGCGAGAAGCUUAUGGAAACCCUAACGCCUCUUCUGAAGCAAAUGCAGUUUCUCUCUAGAUUCUAA